Peromyscus maniculatus bairdii (prairie deer mouse) is the source of this 1543-nucleotide messenger RNA. RefSeq names its product intraflagellar transport 46 (gene Ift46). NCBI's taxonomy places the organism in Eukaryota, Metazoa, Chordata, Mammalia, Rodentia, Cricetidae. The record is from RefSeq and is a predicted model, not a curated record. Gene Ontology annotation, cellular component: motile cilium; intraciliary transport particle B; microtubule organizing center. Gene Ontology annotation, biological process: cilium assembly; intraciliary transport.
GCUCUAUUUUUUUUUUUUUUUAAUUUAUUUAUCCUUUUGCCUAGCGACUGACAACAGACGGCUUACUGCUCUUAGGGAUCCCUGAAGUGGCCGGGCCUGAGAGUGAGACCCCAGUCCUAGGCUGGGGUUCUUUCCAAACAGAGGAAACGGAUCCAGAGGGGCUACAGACCAAAAUCGUUGAGAACCAGACUUACGAUGAGCGUCUAGAGAUUAACGACUCCGAAGAGGUUGCCAGUGUUAGCCCUCCAGCCCCAGGACAUCAAGGCCCCCCUCUUUCUGCUGGCCUCCCUAACAAGACUAUGGCCGACAACAGCAGUGACGAGUACGAAGAGGAAAACAAGGAGAAGAAGAAGCCCUCACAGUUGACGCCACAGCGGGGCUUCAGUGAAAACGAUGAUGAUGACGACGACGAUGACUCAUCCGAGACUGAUUCUGAUGAUGACGAUGAUGAUGAGGAGCACGGAGCGCCUCUGGAAGGGGCCUACGAUCCUGCAGACUAUGAGCAUCUGCCGGUCUCAGCUGAGAUCAAGGAGCUCUUUGAGUACAUCAGCCGGUACACACCUCAGCUGAUUGAUCUGGACCAUAAACUGAAACCUUUCAUUCCUGAUUUUAUUCCAGCUGUUGGGGAUAUUGAUGCAUUUUUAAAGGUGCCACGUCCUGACGGAAAGCCUGACCACCUUGGCCUCUUGGUGUUAGAUGAGCCAUCUACAAAGCAGUCGGACCCUACUGUGCUCUCACUCUGGUUAACAGAGAAUUCCAAGCAGCACAACAUCACGCAACAUAUGAAAGUAAAGAGCCUGGAAGAUGCAGAAAAGAACCCCAAAGCCAUUGACACCUGGAUCGAGAGCAUCUCUGAGUUACACCGUUCUAAGCCCCCUGCGACUGUGCACUACACCAGGCCCAUGCCUGACAUUGACAUGCUGAUGCAGGAGUGGUCUCCAGAGUUUGAAGAGCUCUUGGGAAAGGUGAGUCUGCCCACCGUUGAGAUCGAUUGCAGCCUGGCCGAGUACAUCGACAUGAUCUGUGCUAUCCUGGACAUUCCUUUCUACAAGAGCCGGAUUCAGUCCCUCCACCUCCUCUUUUCCCUCUACUCAGAAUUCAAGAACUCCCAGCAUUUUAAAGCUCUGGCUGAAGGCAAGAAAGCAUUCACCCCUCCCUCCAACUCGGCCUCCCAGGCUGGGGACGCAGAGACGCUGACUUUCAUCUGAGCCGCCUCCUAGGGCUGCUUCAAAGUCAGAUGAAGACAUGGUCUUUGGUGGAGCUUAACAUCUGCCUGCCCUACAGCUGGCUCAGGCAGCACAGGUCCUGCUGCCCGUCUGCAAGCGCAGGGCAUACAUUUACCACUGGGCUCCUUCUGCCCGCCCGCCCACCUCUGAUUGCCUUCCCCAAGGAAGGACACGGCCACACUGCUGUGGGCAUCUGAGUUGGAAGAACUGGAUUUCGGGGAGCCAUAGGACACAGGUUGGGGGUGGAGCUUCCAAAAACACUCUUUAACUGGAAGAAUGUUCCGUCGGUUUGUGAUAGAAUAUAUAUUUGGUUUUCA